ACUUGACGUCGAUUACAUUACGAUCCCAGAUAACACGAAUACGUUUGUACAUGAGAAGCUACCCGAAACUUGCCUCGAACUAUGAUACCAUAAGCAUUGCGAUCAUUUCCAAGCCAAGCGCAUUAUGUCUUUUACCAAUACGCCCGUGACCCGGCUUGGUGUGGUCGGUCUUGUGGCUGGCUCUAUUCUAGCCAGCGUCCUUGACGUCAAGCACUACUUUUACAUCUUAAUCGAUACUCACAUUUGGCGCUACCGGCAAUUCUGGAGGCUUCUGGUCUACCAGCUGUGUUAUGUCAACUCAACCGAGGUUCUCUUUGCUGCCAUGUCUUUGUAUAACCUUCGAAUCGUUGAGCGCAUGUGGGGUUCCCGCAAGUUCGUUUCCUUCCUGGCUGUCACUUAUCUCAUCACGUCCAUCAUUCCACCGAUCGUCUCGAUCGUGCUGCGGCCUCUCACUGCCGGAUAUCUGAACUACAUCCCGGCUGGCCCUACUCCCAUCAUUUUCGCCAUUCUUGCUCAGUAUCAUGCCAUGGUUCCGCACAUGUACAAAUAUCGAAUUGCAACGUCUGAGGCACCACCAACGGACCGACCAUUCGUGGGACUUACGUUCUCUGAUAAGUCCUACAAAUACGCCAUUGCUCUACACCUCGCGCUAUUACAAUGGCCAGGUUCGGUUCUGGGUGCAAUCACCGGUUGGGUCAUUGGAUAUUCGUGGCGAGAAGGGCUUCUCCCGGCUGCCCUCGUACGUUGGCGCGUACCAGGUUGGGUAGUGGGACUGAGUUCGCAGAGGCGGAGCGCCGAAUUUGAAGGUCUCCGACGUCGUCUUGAAGAUGAGAAUUCAACGGCGGCCACAACGGGAGCGCAGGGACAGGCGCAGGGACAAGCCGAGCGUCGAAGAACAAUGGGACAACAGAUCAUGGACCAAGUACGAGAAGUACUUUAGUGCGGUCGAUAUGACAAAGGCACCACAGUCAUUCAUUGCAUUCAAUUCAGCGACAUGGUCUGAAUCACUACGAGACAUGCGAGUCUUACAGUGCAUUCCCCCUCCAACUUGUCUCAACUCAGCGUACAUAUGGCAUACCAAUAAUUGAUCGAGUAUUGUCUGGCGGAGGAAUGGACCCAAUGGAGUAACGGCAGACGCAUCUCUGAUGUGUCAAGACAGGCUGACAGUUUUGUGCAUCGACGGAGGGUGUCAACCUGCGCAAUUAGGAUUCGUCCAUGGCGUUGUCAGCCACAUCCAUCGGCUGUCAGCAUUACUGGGGAUUAGCGGACACAGCCAUGGAGAGAUAUGACAACAAUGCCAAUGAAAGCCACUAUAAAGGGAGUAUUAAUGUUUAUAAAUAAGAAACUGGGGGUCGCAAGGAGAACAACUCAGCCUCUAAAAAACGCUGCAAUAAUUAUGCAGGUUGAAAUUACCUAGAUAAACAAGAACAAGAAACGCCAUCUCUAUCCUGUU
Fusarium graminearum PH-1 is the source of this 1453-nucleotide messenger RNA. RefSeq lists its product as uncharacterized. The record is from RefSeq and is a predicted model, not a curated record. The coding region runs from base 125 to 940 and encodes 271 amino acids. Gene Ontology annotation, molecular function: serine-type endopeptidase activity. Lineage: Eukaryota; Fungi; Ascomycota; Sordariomycetes; Hypocreales; Nectriaceae. The transcript has 2 exons. Gene Ontology annotation, cellular component: membrane.